This is a messenger RNA of Diospyros lotus (date-plum), 2045 nucleotides long. Its product is annotated as SWR1-complex protein 4. Lineage: Eukaryota; Viridiplantae; Streptophyta; Magnoliopsida; Ericales; Ebenaceae. The transcript is spliced from 16 exons. Bases 322 to 1671 code for a protein of 449 amino acids. Gene Ontology annotation, cellular component: NuA4 histone acetyltransferase complex; nucleus; Swr1 complex. Gene Ontology annotation, molecular function: transcription corepressor activity. The record is from RefSeq and is a predicted model, not a curated record. Gene Ontology annotation, biological process: DNA repair; negative regulation of transcription by RNA polymerase II; chromatin remodeling.
GAAGAAUAGGGAAUUUGCGAAACGGAGCCCGGGAGUUGGAUCGGAGCCCAUGGCAGGCUAAUGCUGAUGUAGUAAUUGGGGAAGGAAAUUGCAAAUCAGAGUCUCCGAUACCGUCCCGGCAACUGAUGAAUCCAAGAAGGUUUCCUUCCUUCUUCUCAAUCUGUUCCCAAAGCAGCCGCUUCAGACAAGCCCCUUCCUUCUACUAAAAACCCUAAUUUCGAUCAUUCAGCUUUGGUGUCUCCUCCUCCUCGGCGAUGAAACCUUCGGUUUUGCUGUGAAGACGACAAGCCUUUUGGAAAACAUAAUUUUGCGACUUCAAUUAUGGAUGCCAAAGACAUAUUGGGUUUGCCCAAAACUCCAUUGCCUCUACCCCAGGAAAAGAAGUCCAGGCCCCAGAAAGAUUCUCAAAGAAAACCAGAUGGUAUUUCGCGCGAGGUUUACGCGCUUACGGGUGGUUUGGCCCCUCUCAUGCCUUCCAUCGACGUUGCUCAACUGAAGCGCCGCAUUCAAUCAGAGAAUGAGAAGGUUACAUGGCAAUGGCUUCCUUUUACAAAUUCGGCUCGAAAGGAUAAUUUGCAUCUUUAUCAUUGGGUCAGAGUUGUAAAUGGUGUUCCUCCAACUGGCGACUACUCGUUUGCUAAGUAUAACAAGUCUGUUGAUGUUGUCAAGUAUACGGACGAGGAGUACGAGAAGUAUUUGACUGAUCCUAUGUGGACCAAAGAAGAGACUGAUCAACUGUUUGACUUAUGUGAACGGUUUGAUCUCCGCUUUAUUGUGAUUGCUGAUAGGUUUCCAUCAUCUAAGACUGUUGAGGAACUAAAAGAUCGCUACUAUAAUGUGUCUCGAGCCAUCUUGAUUGCUAGGGCUCCAUCUCCUGGUGAUGUUUCUGGUCACCCUCUUGUUAAGGAACCCUACAAUGUUUCUCAAGAGAUUGAGCGCAAGCGUGCGCUCUCUAUGGUACUUUCACAUACUAAACAGCAAGAGCGCAAGGAUGCUGAGGUUAUUGCUGAGGCCAAGAGAAUAUCUGAGGCACGCAUUGCUGAGAAGGCUGCUGAAGAGUCUGAAUUGCCAGUGCCCUUAAAUGUCACUCCCGAAGGCACUGAAAAGGUUACUGUGCCUAUUGACACUGCAUCGCCUUCCUCGAGUGUUCAGUUUGCUUCUUCAAAUGUUGCUCCUUCAACAUCAACUGCAGACAAUGCCUCUAAAACUGCUUCUCUUCGCUCACUCCGAGUUUACACACGAACAUAUGCACUUGACCAAAUGGUGCAAGCUGCAAGCUCAUCUGCUGGACUCAGGACUAUCAAGCGGGUUGAACAGACAUUACAAGAACUUGGGGUAAAUUUGAAACCAAAAGUUCCAACAAAAGCUGUAUGUGCAGAGCAUCUGGAGCUUAGAAAAGAAAUAUUGACUUUACUGAAUCUUCAGAAACAGGUUCAGUAUAAGGAGGCAGAAGGGUCAUCUUAUCGUGACAGUUCGUAUGCUGAAACACCAAACACACCUAAGCAUUUGCAGCGUGGUGUUGAUCAGGACCGUGCCUUCAUUCCUGAACCAAGUUUUGGAGGGGAAAGAGUCGGUAAAAGGGACCAUAAGCGGAAGGCACCUGGAAGGCCGUCGGAAACUCCAUUGGCCCAGUCUAAAAGGCCUCGGAAGUUGAAGGCUUCAGACGGAUGAAUGAGGGGUAAAUAUCACCAAAUGCUGUUAACUUUCUCAUGGUCUGUCUACCUCUAGAAGCACAGGUUGGAAGUGGUAGCUGUAAUUAUCAUUGGAUUUGCUGUGUGUGUGUGUGUGUAAGCAGAAGUGUGUAGAAGUUUCAACUGUACACAAGAGUUUUAGAAUUUAUCUUUUUGGGGCGUGCAAUGCAGAGCAGCGACGCGUUCUUGUGGUAAGUGAGCAGUUAAGGUAUUGUAUUAGCAAGAUCCGAGCAAAGUGGCGCGCUGUUGAAAGUUUAGGAUAGAUAGAUAGAUACCAUGAAAUAUGUUGCUCCGCAUCUGUUGGAUGGAUAUGAUCUAUUAUUAGUGCAAAGUACAAGUGCUUAUAUAAACUCU